This is a messenger RNA of Lagopus leucura (white-tailed ptarmigan), 659 nucleotides long. RefSeq names its product enoyl-CoA hydratase 1 (gene ECH1). The transcript has 6 exons. NCBI's taxonomy places the organism in Eukaryota, Metazoa, Chordata, Aves, Galliformes, Phasianidae. The record is from RefSeq and is a predicted model, not a curated record. Gene Ontology annotation, molecular function: delta(3,5)-delta(2,4)-dienoyl-CoA isomerase activity. The coding region runs from base 35 to 616 and encodes 193 amino acids. Gene Ontology annotation, cellular component: mitochondrion.
GGGUGGACAGAAGGGAAAAUGGGAUGGCUUAGGAAUGGGGUCUUUGUUCCCCGCUGCCCCGCAGUGUCCCAAACCUGUGAUUGCGGCUGUGCACGGCGCCUGCAUCGGAGGAGGUGUGGACCUGGUGUGUGCCUGUGACAUCCGCUACUGCAGCCAGGACGCGUGGUUCCAGGUGAAGACGUCCCCCCAUGUCCCCACGCUGUCCCCUGUGCCGCAGGAGGUGGACAUCGGGCUGGCGGCCGACGUGGGCACACUGCAGCGUCUCCCCAAGAUCGUGGGCAGCCAAAGCCUCGUCAACGAGUUGGCCUUCACCGCUCGCAAGAUGAUGGCCCCCGAGGCGCAGAGCUGCGGCUUGGUGAGCCGUGUUUUCCCAGAUAAGGCUGCGCUGCUGCAGGGAGCCCUGGAUUUGGCCGCCUCCAUCGCAGCCCGCAGCCCCGUGGCCGUGCAGGGCACCAAGGUGAACUUGUUGUACUCGAGGGAUCACCCGGUGCCUGACAGCCUGCGCUUCAUGGCCGUCUGGAACAUGAGCAUGCUGCAGACGGACGACGUCCUGAAGUCAGUGCAGGCUGUCAUGGAGAAGAAGGGCCCCGAGGCCGUUACCUAUUCCAAACUGUAGGGUCAGAACAACCCCCCCCCCCCCCCCCGCCCCCCCCCCCCCC